AUUCUUAUUAACAAGGAAAAUUUGUUUCUAUUCUUAUAACUAAUAUAAAAUAUAUUUUACUUCAACUUCUAACUUACAGUAACAAUAUUCUACAUAAAUUAUAUUCGCAUAUUAUAGAGUGAAAUAAAUAAUAUAUCAGAUAUUUGGACUAUAUACAGCUUCCAUAACUUAUUAUUAUAGACAAAAAAAAUCAAUCAAUUAUAAACAGAAAAUUUUAAAUUCGAGAAUGACUAUAUUAAUACCUCCAAAUCCACUGCAAGCAGUACAGUUUAUUCCAAUUUUCAGUUACCUAAAUAUACUAAGUGACUUUUUAUUCAUUGAAAAUUACUUGGCAGAAGUUGAUCAAACUAAAAAAAUUCCGAUUGUUAAUGCACUUUAUAAAUAUUUAGGAGACCAUGAUAAUAAUGAAUCAAUGAAAGUUAAAUUAAUUAGAUCUUUAUUAAAAAGAAGUGAUCUUUAUGGUGAAAAAAGCAAUGAAGAGCCUGAUGUCAUUUUCGUUAAUGCUAUGUUUGACUAUAUCAUUAGUUCUCUUGUAUUUGAAAAAUAUGGUAAUAUUUAUGGUUUCUUAACUGAAGUCUUUCGCAUUGCAGAAAAUUUAGAAAUUGAUUACAUAUUAAAUUUAACAAGAAAACAUCUUCAAGAUGCAUUAUUUGAAAAUGAAUAUGGUGAUAGAUCAAUUUUGAGUUCAUUAUCAGUAAAAAGAAUAUAUAACGAUAUAAUAUUGGCCCUAUUUCCUCGACCAACGAAAAAUUUUACUUUAUCUUCUCUUGAUUAUAUUUAUGCACAAGCUGGUUUAAUGUUUCUUCGACUUGGUACACCAAAUACUGUCUAUUAUAGGGAUUUGAAACACAGUAAUUUAAUAAAAUUGGAUCAUGAUAAACAGUUUGACGAAUAUUUAAUAGCUGGACAUUUAAGUGAAAAAUUACUUUUAAUUAAUGAGAAGAAAAAUUUUCAUUUGUUGAAAUUUUUUGCUCUGCCUGCUCUUUCUAAUUAUAUUUUUAAUAAUAAGUAUUUAUACGCAUAUGAUUAUGUCGCAAAUCUUAUUUCUGAAGCACGAUUUUGGCGUUUGGCUUUUAAGGAUUUAUUUCGAUAUACAUUUAAUGUUAUUAAAAAGACAAAAAAUAAAUUAAAUAAUGACAAUAAUUUUAAUUUGCAUACAGCGUUUUCUACAUUUCUAAGUCGUUCUACAUCAGCGAAAAUUUUAAUAGAUCAUUAUUGUACUAACAUAAGUACAGAUAGUAAUACUUUACUUGUUGCAUAUUUAAAUAGUCCUGAUACAUUUCAAUGUAAAUUUGGAGAAAAUUUACCUAAUUUAAAUAAUUUGUACAUGGAUCAAGUUGAAGAAAUUGUUAAAUUAUAUAAAAUACGUGAUUUACAAUUAGUUAAAACGGCUUUUGGAGAAUCUCUUAUUGAAUAUAUUGAACAAACUGAAGUUACUAUAAAAUUGCUAUAUCCUCAUAGUAAUAUAGCACAAAAUGAUUCUUCCAAUUCAAAACGAUUACCAUUUGACUUGUUACAAAUUUCAUAUCCCAACCAAACAUUCAAUUAUUAUGCUUUAGUACGGGAAAAUCAUAAUUUAAUAUUAUUGAAUAAUGCUAUGAAUCCUCAACUUUUUGAAGAAAAAAUUGGUUUAAAUGUUGACUAUCUAAAACUUGUGGUAUCUAUAAUUUUAAAGACACCUAAGCAGGACGUUAAUAAAUUUAUGGAAAACUUAAUGGAAUAUAAAACUGAAAAAUUAAAACAAUAUUUACAUCAUUUAGAUACUUAUAAAGAAAAUGAAGAAUCGUGGAAAAUUGAAUGGUGGAAAGAAUUUGGAUUAAAUUUAGUGCCAUAUUAUCCUUGUUUAUUCGAUAAAUUUGGUGAAAAUUUUGAAAAAGAUAUUUGUCCAGUAUCUAAUAUAAAAUUUUUCAACAAAUAUCAUGAAGAAAUAACUUUAAAUAUGAUAGACAUAAAUACACAAAAUCUUCUUUCUUUGUUAGGCACAACUAUCGGAUCAUUAUUUCUAGAAAUUGUAUGCCAAGAAACAGCACAUGACUUUAUAAUAUUGCAAAAAGAAUAUACAAGAAAUAAUUCUAAUACAUUACAAGAAGAAUAUAGAAUCUCAUUAAUAAAUGCUUUAAAUAGACAUGAUGAAAUAUUUAAUGUUAUUUCAUUACACAUUGAAGAUCCUGCAUUUGCAUUUAAUUUUAUAACUAAAGACGAUAUAAAUUUACUUGAAAAAAUAAUUAAUGCUUUAGAAGAAAAAACUAAUUUUAACUUAACAUUUAUUAAAAAUACAAUUUAUGUGAUGAAAACAAUAAACUCUAAUCCUAUUAGAAACAUUUUAAAUGGAAAAAUUCCAAUUUACGUAAAUAUUGUAAAUAAUGAAACUUAUACUGGAUAUGGUUAUAAAUUUACGUUUUUAUCGGAAAAUUUAAGAGAAAGGGCAUAUUUGAGAACUGAUUAUGAAUUUAGAAAUAAAAAAUUAACUUUACUAAUUGAUGAAUUUUCUGAAAAUGGGAAAAAAUAUAUUAGAAUAAAUAGUGAAACUCUUAGACCUGAAUUCAAUUCUAUUAUGUAUGAAUUUAAUAAUCAAGUUCGAAGUAAAGCCAAUAAUGUCUCUUUUUCUGGAAUAACAAUGUAUCACGAUGAUGAAAAUUGUGAGAAUAGUACAUAUUUAUUAUAUUCCAGAUAUAUUCAUGUUUGCUUAAGACACUGGAGUUUAAAUACUAAACUUGAUUUUGUGAAUAGUUUUGUUGAAUAUGUACAAGUUCGUACAAAUCAUACUGAGGAACAAAUUUAUGCAACAUUAAAUAAAUACAUAUUUCCUGAUAAUACAACAUUGAAGUGGUUUUCUGAUAAUUGGAUAGUAAACAGAAGAAUAGAAGAACCAAGUUGGGGUAAAAAUUUUCUAAUAAACAAUCCUCAGCUAUUUAAUAAAUUAAGAUACGAUACUCGUCUUGAAAAUCAUCGGAUCUACGACAGUGAUGGUAUAUUUAGAAUCAACGCCCUUUACACAUACAGAGAAAGACAUAUAAUUGAAAAAGGAACAUCAAUUGAAAAUAUAAUUAAAAAUUAUCACGAUCAGAAAGCAUAUUUUUCAGCAACAUUUGAAGAUUAUUAUGCUAUUCGAAAUUACGCUACAACAGGAUAUAAAAGAAUAAAUUCGAAUACAAAUGAAGCAAAACUAAUGAAACUUGCUUUAUAUAAUUUAGCAAUAAGACAAUCUGGCGAGGAAUUUGAAUUAAGACUUUUUAGAGUUGAAUCCAAAUCAAUUUAUGGUGAAAAUAAUUUGUUUCUUAAUAAAACUAUAACUCUGCAAAAAUUUACAUUAGCUUCUACUGAUCUAGAAUCUGCAAAAAGAUUUUUUGUUCAUCCAGAGGAUGGAUUUAUAAAUGUUGUUUAUGAAAUGGUAUUUGAUGGACCUUAUAUAAGGGGGAAAAUAGAUCAACUUUAUGAAAGAAAGGAGAAGAAGGCUAUUCUCUUACCUGGUAGUGAAUUUCUUCUAACAAAUAUCAGAACAGAAGGGAUUGAAGGAUUGGGCACUGUAUUAAAAUUAAAGUUGCAGUAUAAACACGAUACUAUGGAUAAAUAUACAUGGUAUAAAAAAAUUAUGGCAGAGAGAGAGAAAAUCAAGUUCUGAUGUUUUGACUAUUUUUCAAUAACAUUAUCCGAUUAUCCUAAUUAUUUUCAUACUAUAUUGUAAUAAUAAAUAAAAUAUUUUUAAUAUUAA
Messenger RNA from Leptopilina boulardi, 3712 nucleotides. RefSeq lists its product as uncharacterized. The transcript has 2 exons. The record is from RefSeq and is a predicted model, not a curated record. NCBI's taxonomy places the organism in Eukaryota, Metazoa, Arthropoda, Insecta, Hymenoptera, Figitidae. The coding region runs from base 227 to 3622 and encodes 1131 amino acids.